AAUCAAAAAUUAGUUUCAAUUUUGAAUUUGCUGGAGGUGGGGAUUUCGUCCUGCCGCCAUAUUGUGUCGGGCUGUCUGUGAGUGCUUUAUGUUAACAAAUUUCUGAAAUUGUGGUGUAAAUUCCUUGUUAAUAAAAUAAAGAUUGAAAGUCCAGGUGGACAGAAGUCAACAUGGGAGCAAAGCAGAGUAAGCGGUCGGUGGACAUAAGCGGCAAGGAAGCCGAGAACGCCGGUGAAGUGGCGGCGGCGGGCGCCGGCGGCGAGGGCCGCGUCGAGCAGCUCGCCGACGCCGACGCUGACAUCAAGCCGCAGCUCAACGGCGACGCGCACAUACAGCCCCCGCUGGAGAUCUCGGACAAAGAGAAACAGCUCGACAGCGGGACCCCUGAGAACGAAAAGGACGCAACAACAGAGAAGGAAGGCAAGGAAGAACAGAACGGAGAGAAGGAACCCACACCUGUGACGAAUGGAGACAGCGAGCCCAAGGAGGACGGGGAGUCCGUGCCCACGCCCGAGGACGGCAAGAAACCUAAGAAAGAAAAGGUCAAGAAAAAAUGGUCACUGAGGUCCAUCAGUUUUAGCAGAAAAGACAAGCCAAAGCAGGAGAAGAAAUCCAAGGAAGAGGAGCCCAAAACGAAUGGCGAGCCAGAGAAAGUGCCCGAAGAGGCGGCCGAAGCUACCCCCGAAUCCGUCGAAAAUAAAAUCGCGGAAGUCGCGCAGACCAUCGCCGAAGUGAAGGAGGAGAAGACCCCCGAGACGCCCGUCACCGAGCCCAUGACCAACGGCAGCAGCACCCCCUCGUCCCCCGCGGCCGAGCUCGCGGCCGACCCGCCCGCCGCGCCGCCCGCCGAGCCCGGCGCUCCUGUCCCCGCCGCCCCUGCCGCCCCCGUCACCCCCGCCGCCGUCGAUACGACGCCCGAACAGCUCCCGGUGAACGGCCUCUCGCUAGACGAGCCCAAGCCGGAGGUGCCUUCGACGCCCGCGCCGCCCGUCGUGGAGGAGAGCGCACCCGAGGCGCCCGCGCCUGCGUCGGAACCCGCCCCGGCCCCAGAAAUUCCUGUCAAAACAGAGGAAACCGCCGGCGAAAUCGCCCCGGCCCCGGUGACCACGAGCGAAGCGGAAAACGGUGAGGCUCACCCCGUUAGCGAAAUUGUUGACAAUACUCCCGAAGUAGUUAAACACGAACCCGAGGUAAUCAAAACGGAGGACACGUUAACGAGCGAACACAAUGUCGAGGAAAAUAUUAAAACGCACGUAGAAACAGUUGAAAUUGUUGAAAUCGCCAAAGCGGAGCCCGAACUGGAAAAUAGAGUUGUAGACCCACCGAGUGUCGAAGAUGCCCCAGUACCGAUCAUGAACGGAAACGACUCCAUAGACACACAAAGCCCGGGAGCGGAGGAUGUGAACGGCAUCGACAACGUGGCGCCCGUCGACCCGUGCUCGGACACCGACAACCAGCACUCGGAGGCUCCCUCGGACGUCCCCGACUCCAGCGAGGAACUCCCCCCGCCGCCGCCGCCCGAGGACGACUUCUCCCUCAGGAGCGACGACAUCAAACCGGCCCCCGACACGGACGCCCUCCCAGAAGACAACGUCACAAACAACCACGCGGUCGACGCGGAGGCGAACGACAUCGCCGACGAGACCGGACUGAAACAAUUAAAGAACAAAAAAAUAGACGCGCUCGGGAAUAUAGUAGACAAGAUCGAGUGCAACGGGAACGCCGAGACGGAGUCGCUCCCGUCGGAGCCGGCGGCGCGCUCGCCGUCGCCGACGUCGGGCUCCGAGGCGCUGCCGCCGCCGCCGGCCGCCGAGCCGGCCGCCGCCACAGACCAGGAGCCCCUGCCCAUCGCGGACAAGAUCGCAGACUUGAUACCAGAGAUCCCGACCAUCCCAGAACUGAAGACCGAAACGGAGAGCGCGGUGGCGGUGGCGGACUAGAGUGCAGCGGCGAGCGGGACGUGCCCAGAAACAAGCCUUUAAUUUAUUCCCAUUUCGUGGUAAAGAGUGUCGAACUAAGUUCGCUCGUUUCACGUUCGGUUUUAAAUGUGACCUUUCAUAUAGAAUAUUAUAGUAUAAGUUUAGCGUGCUUUGCUUCUGAAUUAAAAAAAUAUACAUUUUAUUCGCUAGGAUCGAGUUUUAUAAUUAUAUACGGUAACAAAGUUAUGUAGGCAGUAUACGGUGCGAUAAGUUGGUGCCAUUAUUACAGGGGUAUAAGUUAUGUGUCGCGGCUUUCGCGGCGUACUCACGUGGCAGCGACGGCCACGGCCGGUGCGGAAUAGAGUCGGUGUUGUCUUAGAGUUGUUGCUCCGUGUUGAAGGUACGAGUACCUACCGCCAGUCCCACCUCUGAAGGUGGACGAGGCGAAACGUGUAACCGACCUUCUAUAGGUACUUUAAUUUAGUUUAAAAUUGGAUCUGAAACUUGUUAGAUCGUUGAUAACUAAAAGCCGUUAAGCUAAUAUGUACCACCUUUUAACGAAUACUAGUAAUUUGUACUUUUCCGAUCUGCGGUUUACUUAUAUUGUAGUCUAAUUUAAAGCAAAAAUAAUGGCGGUAAAUUAAAGUACAGUAGUUAACGUGCCACACGGACUAACGUGCUGCACUAUUGCUACAUUCCAAUUGCUCAAUUUCACUAACCGGGUGAACUAAAACUACGAAUGUCUCGUCAAGCUUUAACAUCGAAAUUAACAUACAAUCGUGGAAUGGUGUAGCAGCUACUAGCGAAUUAGCAGGGGUCGGCGAACGGCGGCUCUUUGGGUAACCCAAAAAGUUGUAAUAACCUACCUAAUCUACUACAUUUGUGACUAUUUAAGAAACUGACACUGCUACGGUUAUCUCUUAAGUUUGUCGACCCCAGCGUCGGUACCAUGGUCGCGUUUUUAUCGCCUGUAGUGUCAUGUAUCACUUUCGCACUUACAUACUUGAUAGAACGUGACAGGCGAUAAAAACGCGACCAUGCUCUGAACUGGCAUAUCAGAGACAUGCUCGUACCGCAGCCAGCGCAGACACGGCAACAGCACGCAGGUGACGUCUCGCGAGCGCGUGAUGUCGGAUCUCAGCUAUUGUGGCUAUUUAGUUCGAAAACUUAACACUCAUCCGAGUUUAACAAGGGUGUUCCUCUAACGAAUCACUUAACAUUUUAUACCUAUAAAAUGAUACAAGUAUCAUCUAUAAUUUUACGCAAGCUCGAAAGGUUUACUAUUAUGUAUAUACGAAUAAAUGAUUUUUCAUUAAACUUAUUUUUAAAACUGUUAAUUGCGUGUCGAGAGUAUAAAUUCAGUGUACAUUGUUAAAUAAUGAAGUCGAAAUUAAUUUGAUUUAUUAUAUCAUUAGUGUGGUAAUUUUGGUAACUAGUAAACUCGUGUAUAAAUUUAGUUUGAUGGUGAGCUCUCUGUAAUGAAUUGGGGAAGGAUAAGAUAGGUUAGUGAGGAGUGAGGCGCGUCGUUAUCAGUAGUCGACUAACUGAAGCUAAAUUAACGGUCACCCAGACUCAAACACAAACGGCCUAUUGGCUGCCAAAUUUUUGAAAAUUUUAAUCUUGAUAUUCAGUGGCCAAAGUUUUGAUUAAACUAUACAUUUUUUAUGCAUAUACAGACAUACACAAUUAUAUUACUGUAAUAUUUAGAUUAGUACGUGUAAUAGAAGUCGAUUAAUGUAAGUUAGUGAAAGCAGUGCAAUACUUAGUGCUGCUUCUAGUGUAUCGGUUUCCACCUCAUACCUAUAUAGAAUUAAUAUACUAUUGGAUUUAUCAAUAGCAACGGCGUCCAUUUGUCAUAUGGUUUCAUAAUCAUUUUUGUAAUUUUGUACAUUUUUUACGAAAUUGAAAGUGACGAUUGCACGAUGAGGAGACUCUGGAUAUUAGCAGUAAAUGUGUGAGACAUUCCAUAUCCAACCGCUGCCCGCUGCGGCCUCCCCGUACCGUACUAUGUAGUUACUAGCAGCUUGCGGCGUCCGUCCCUCAUCCUUCGUGGCGUUUACUCUAAUGAACUCUAAUGGAAUUGUUUAUAUAUUAUACAUUCAUAAUAUAUUUUUUCUUUAUAAUUUAUAUUGAUGCUUGUAUAAUGUUAUUAUAGGAACGUGCAAGACGAUCGCUAGUUUGGAGCUGUAACAACUUGUUCCUUCACCUUAUAUGCUAAUGAAUUGAUAUUGCAAGUCAAAUUGUGUCAGCUAUUGAAAUAUUUACAUUUUAAUAAUAUAUCAUUAUAAACUCAAAUAUUGUUUGCUCAUAAUGGCAAUGUGCGACUUGUAUGAUAAUUAUGAUAUUCCAAUUUUUAUUAAACUUAAAUGUUGAUGUGUGAAUGUCUCUAAUCAAUAAAUAAUAAAACCAGAA
Messenger RNA from Cydia splendana, 4331 nucleotides. RefSeq names its product cell surface glycoprotein 1-like (gene Akap200). The coding region runs from base 171 to 1940 and encodes 589 amino acids. Lineage: Eukaryota; Metazoa; Arthropoda; Insecta; Lepidoptera; Tortricidae. The transcript has 8 exons. The record is from RefSeq and is a predicted model, not a curated record.